AUGACUGAAUCAACAGCAACGCCAAUUGAAGGAUGGUCAAAGGAGGAGAAAUUUAACUUAUUGCGCGCUAUAAGAGAAUUCGGUUCUCAGGACAUUGAAAAGAUACAAGGUUUUAUGUUUAGCAAAAGUUGUGAAGAAAUAUCUGGAGCUAUAGAAUAUUACAGAUCCAAAGCUUUUCAAAAUCCUAACGUCAAAAAAAAAAGAGAGAAGCGGAAGUUAAAUACUUCUACUACACCCUUAGGGCGUUGGGCUUCAGCUCUAAUGGAUAAUAAGGGUUAUGAAGAAUUAAGAACGGACAUAUCAACUGCUCUUAGGUUGGUGGCUGAGUUUGAAGAAAGGUCUCCAAAAACUUGCACAGAGCAGUAUAAUUUUGGAGCAGUAUACCAAGCAUUGGCAAAUGCUUUAGAUGGGAGAGUAUUGUCUGAUGACCAAAAAGUAAAUGCUUUGAUAGAGAAAUGUUUAAUUGAUACAGCCGUUUUUAGCAAAGCAUUUAAAACAACUGGUUUUGUCAAGGAUGUGAUUAAGGAUAUAAAUUUGACUGAAUGUAUAGAAGAUAUAGUGGUUCUAAAGGCAAGUGAUGACAGUGACCUUGCAAACAUAAGACAUAUAAUUAGUCACAAAGCAUAUAAUCCUUUGAAUAUAUCUAUAAAUGAUCUUCAGUGUGGUAAAAAAUAA
This is a messenger RNA of Pieris macdunnoughi, 675 nucleotides long. Lineage: Eukaryota; Metazoa; Arthropoda; Insecta; Lepidoptera; Pieridae. The record is from the annotation of a GenBank genome assembly.